Molecule: messenger RNA, 498 nt
Organism: Manis javanica (Malayan pangolin)
Lineage: Eukaryota; Metazoa; Chordata; Mammalia; Pholidota; Manidae
Source: RefSeq, a predicted model, not a curated record
AUGCCAGCUGGCAGGAGGUUCUGGUGGGCAUGGGUGUGGGUGUGUGGUGCCCGGGGGAAUGGGCUCCUGGCAGGAAGAAUCAGUGGGCAGGGCACAGGCGGGCAGGAAGGAAAGGGGCCCAGGAGGCCCCCGUGGGAAGGAACCUCCACACGGCCCAGCCCGGGGCGGCCGGGGAGCCGGGAGGGCAGCUCCCACUUCUGUUCGCGCCGCGAGCGCCCUCUCCAGUUUUCAGGGUUUUGUCAUAUUCUGGCUGUUGCCUCCGACGCCCCGGGGCUUGUGCGGCGAGACCAGAGGAAGCUGGGGGCGUGUGCACCGCAGGUUCACAGGGCCGGUCGGCUGAAGGGGGUCCUGGCCUUCAGCCGCGAAGGGCGUCAGGGCUUCUGUGUGCUGUCCACUUACUGCAGCUACGGCGUGGUCUUCCUGCGCCUAGGGCGGGCUGGCCAGGCCUUCAAGACCCUGCUGCUCCUCGCCUCCUGUGCACACACCAUCCUGCCGUGA